GAAAUCGAAAAGAUUUCGCUCAUUUUUAUCCCAUUUGCUGUUUGUCUUGUGUUUAACAUAAAGAAACGGUCCACAUCGGCGUCAGUUACAUUUAAUUUUAUUAUGCUGAUACUAUUGUAUUUGUCAUUCCUCACCUGUUUAACUGGUGCAAUAGAAAAAAACAAAUUGUCUGAAAAAAUUUAUAUAUCACUUGAAGGAUCAUCUGUAUGUUAUCUUCGAUUAAAUAGGGAAAACACUUACGGCUGCAAAGGGGCUGAGAGUGCGGUGGGUGUUUUAUUUUAUAUGGACAAUGCAGCUAGACAACAAUGGUUCAAAAAUAAUGCCAGACAAGGACCUUAUACCCUGUUAAUUAAUCCAACUAAAAACUUUCCUUUCACCAAAGAACUGAUGUUAGAGAUAAGACAGUAUAUCAACGAUAAAAAAGUAAAUAGUCUUCUUGUGACUUAUUUUGGAAAUUCCACUGUUGAACAAUUCUCUCCAGAAUCGACUUGUCCAAAUCAUAAAUAUGAUCUUUAUUCAAACGAUGAUAGUUACAAGGAUUGCUUGGAUUACAAUUGGAAUGUUCAAGGAACGAAUUGGCUUAACGAGUAUUUCGAAAUACCCAUUCUGGCUCUUUAUAAAGCAGAUCAAGUUGAAAAAUUAAUAGACAUUUGUUGGAAAAAAAGAAAUGAACCCAAAAAUGAUCAACCACCGCAAUCACCCCUUUGUGCAGUCGAAAUUAAGUCUCAAAUGAGAGGGGCAGUUAAUGCCGAAGUAUGCCUUAGAAGGACGGGAAAAACUACAAAUUUGAAUGGAGAAUCUAAAGAGUUAUGUACAAUCAUUGGUGCCAGAACAAUAAUAUCGUCCUACCCAGGACCUUUGUUACAAGAGGAUAAAGUAAUCCUUGUGCUGGCACAGUAUUUGACUUUAACCAUGUUUGAAACUUUAGCUCCUGGAGCAAAUAACCCGUUAAGUGGAAUGAUAACACUAUUAGCUGUUGCAAAAGCUUUGAAGACAUCAGAGAAAGAAUUGCAAACACAUGGGAGGAGUAUCGUUUUUAUGCUUUUUGGAGGUGAAACUCUGGAUUACUUAAGUUCGACAAAGUUGGUCUUUGAUAUGAAAAAUAAGAACUUUUUCAUAGAUAAAAAACAAAUCGAAUUGAUUGUGGAACUAUCCCAACUUGCCGGGUCAAAAGAUCAAAUAUACAUGCACACAAACAAAAUCAAUUCUUCCGUUGCUAUUAGCCAAGCUAAUGAGAAAAUUACCCAAAAGUUCACUGAAUAUUCAAAAAAUAUAGCAUUCAAAGAAGCCAAGAAUAAUAUACUACCCCCUGCAAGUUUACAAAGCUUUCUAAAAUGGUUCGAAGUCCCUGGUGUAGUUUUAGCAGAUCAUAACACAGAGUUCAUAAAUAAGUUUUAUAAUAGCCGAUAUGAUACACUUUUAGAUGAGCUUAGAGACUUGCCUUUUAACACCUCAUUUGUUAAUAAAAGUUUUCCUCUAGCUAAAAAAAUAUCAGAGGUAUAUAAAUAUCUUCACUGCUUGUGUGCAUUUUUGUUAUUUAAUAUGUUUUAGAUAGCAGAAACAAUUACCCAGACGAUAUAUUCUUUGGCAACCAACAAGACUAAGACCGUGAAUGUUGAUGAAAUUUAUGCAAGUACACAUACAUAUUCUAAAUGAUCUCUAGCACAACUCUUUCAACAGGUUUCUAAUUUACUCUUUUGUCUCUUGAAAAAUAAUUCAUGCGAUCUUCUGCGAGAAAUAAUUCCUACUGAUUUUAAUUUGACUGCUGGAUAUGGAGACAAACCAACAUGGACUAGAGAUUGGCAUUUAUCUGUUCAACAAUCGCUUUCCAGAAAGAUCAGCACGGAGCAAUUAGUUUUGUAUGACUAUCUUUGACCAACAACGAACAUAUCCAGCAUUUUUUCAGUUUCAGAUCCCUAAUGGCAAAUGCAACGGGGAUUUUUUCACACAAUGUUACAGAAAAGCAAUGUAAUUCUUACAAUACAGGCAACAAAACUGGACUGUGGGUUAACGGCUUUGAAAUUGAUAAAAGUGUAGGCAUGUGUAUAAUAUCCGCCAUACGGCAUCAUUCUGGAUUAUCACCUGGAUAUGACCCUUCUAGUAUAUUUUACAAUUAUUUAUCUCAUAAAGAUCUCUUUUAUUUGCAACCACAGCCAACAAGGUUCUUGAUAAUGGCUAUCCGGUCUGGACUGAGAGUACAUGGAUAGAUAUAGAUAUACGAUAUUUUUUGAAGCCUGACAGUGCAACCGAGGUAAGAAAGUAUUUUUUUAAAAUAAAAUGUUGGUGAAUGCAUAAUGCUUUUGCACCAGAUUUUUCAAAUUCUGUUUGUCUUACUUUCCUUCAGCUCGCUGUACUACUCAGUGGGAUUUUUGUUUUUAUCCUAUCGCUUGCUGGAGGCUAUAUACUGUCGAAACGAAGUCAUUUGUUAUUUGAAGAUGGAGCAUCAGGUCCUCUAUAGCUACGAUAAUUUAUUUAACGUACAUUAUUUUAUUUACAUAUGUAUGUCAUUUGUACCUCUUUUGUUUAUUUUGAAUAAAUUAAUUGAGAUUUUCUUAUAACUACAA
This is a messenger RNA of Dimorphilus gyrociliatus, 2564 nucleotides long. The record is from the annotation of a GenBank genome assembly. Lineage: Eukaryota; Metazoa; Annelida; Polychaeta; Dinophilidae.